ACAGUAGCUCCCUCUUUACGGAAGAAGAGGAGCCUGCUGUUUCUAUACUUUACAUCUCCUGAUUCAAAGAGCGAACGCUUGUAACAACAAGGCUUGACUAUGUGCAACGAUCUUGGAGAGGGAUCUCGCUGCUGUGCAUUUUAUUCGGCAGUCGGUUUCAUUUUCACUACGGCCGGCAUGGAGCGAGAGCAGCGACCGGAUUGGACGAUCCAGCCAGACGCGUUGACUGUGAAUGAGGAAAACGAUGCUGGAAAUCUACAAAGCCCGGAGGUGGUGGGGUACACGUUUUUUGAUUCCUGCUCAAUGUCUUUAUGGGUCGGUAUAAUGAUACAUACACAGAGCUUUUUCAUUGCGGGUAUCGAUGAUGCCGACAAGGCGCGAGCUUCUGCGUGGGGGGCGACUGGCAUGUUUUUGGCAACCUUUGUCGCAUCAGUUGGUGGCAUCUGGUAUGAUUCUCAAAAGAAGGAGCCGUCGAUUGAAAGCUAUGGAGAGCCAGAAUCAGAAUACCAGCUUCAGCCGGAAUAUGUGCCAAACUAUGGAACGUCAGCGUAAAUGUCGAGACUGUGAACUCAUCAAAAGACAUGUGCUCUUUUUUUCGCUCUCUUGUUAACUUACCGUAAGGGCACAAAGCAUGCAAUAAAGCAACCGUGCGAUACAACUCGUAUGACGCAAUUUUUAAAGGCUGCUGUGGAGUAUGUACUUGUAACCUUGAUCAAAUAAGAAAUUUCUGUGAAGUCUUG
Molecule: messenger RNA, 740 nt
Organism: Phaeodactylum tricornutum CCAP 1055/1
Lineage: Eukaryota; Bacillariophyta; Bacillariophyceae; Surirellales; Neidiaceae
Exons: 3
Coding region: 100-552 (150 amino acids)
Source: RefSeq, a predicted model, not a curated record